AACGUGGACGGGCUGCUGGUCUACUUCCCCUACGACUACAUCUACCCGGAGCAGUUCUCUUACAUGCUGGAGCUCAAACGCACACUGGACGCCAAGGGUCAUGGAGUCCUGGAGAUGCCCUCAGGCACUGGGAAGACUGUGUCCCUGUUGGCCCUGAUCAUGGCAUACCAGAGGGCAUAUCCACUGGAGGUGACUAAACUCAUCUACUGCUCGAGGACUGUGCCUGAGAUUGAGAAGGUGAUCGAAGAGCUUCGAAAGUUGCUCCAUUUCUAUGAGAAGCAGGAGGGUGAGAAGCUGCCGUUUUUGGGGCUGGCUCUGAGCUCCCGGAAGAACCUGUGCAUUCAUCCCGAGGUGAUGCCCCUGCGCUUUGGGAAAGACGUCGACGGGAAAUGCCACAGCCUCACGGCCUCCUACGUGCGCGCACAGUACCAGCAGGACCCCAGCCUGCCCCACUGCCGCUUCUACGAGGAGUUUGACGUCCAUGGGCGCCAGGUGCCCCUCCCUGCUGGCAUCUACAACCUGGAUGACCUGAAGGCCCUGGGGCGGCGCCAGGGCUGGUGCCCCUACUUCCUUGCCCGCUAUUCGAUCAUCGGUCGGGGCAAUGACCAGGUGGCCAUCAGCUCCAAAUUUGAGACCCGGGAAGAUAUUGGUAUGCUAUUCUGUGCCGAACGCCUCCGCUCCCUGCUGCACACCCUGGAGAUCGCCGACCUCGCUGACUUCUCUCCCCUCACCCUCCUCGCUAACUUCGCCACCCUCGUCAGCACCUACGCCAAGGGUAAGCUCGUCUUCUCCUACCUCUGCCAGGCCCCCCGGCAGCUGGAAUCGGGAGCCCGGCAGAGUCAGAGAGUUGUCGAGCAGCUUGUUCCUCUGGAUGUUUUCGAGAAUGCCCUAGGGAAGGACACCAGGCAGGUCGGGCUGCGGGUGGGCCGGAAGUGGACUAAGGGCACAGGCAUCCUGGCUAAACCCAGCUCUGCCCCAGCUCCUGUGCGCCAGCCUUGCACCUUCCUUCAGCCUUCCUUUGGGGAGAGUGCCUUCCACUUCUCCACACGGAGAAAAAAGAACCUGGGCCCUGACCUUAUCCCCUACACAAGGACGAAUCUGAAAACGCAAGACAAAGGAAACACGCUGAGGGAAGAGGGGACUUCCGGGGAGGGGGCGGCUGGGCGUACCUGCUCGUACCAGGAGGCCACGGUGCUCUCCAUGUACUGGGUCCUGAUGUCUAUCCUCUCUCCCUUGCCUGCCUGCCGAAAGCGGUUCGCCCGGGCAGACAAGCGCGGGAAGCUUCCCCGCUGGAUCCAGGAGCACCUCACUGACGCCAACCUCAACCUGACGGUGGAUGAGGGGGUCCAGGUCGCCAAGUACUUCCUGAGGCAGAUGGCUCAGCCCUUCCACCGGGAGGACCAGCUGGGCCUGUCCCUGCUCAGCCUGGAGCAGCUGGAAUCGGAGGAGACGCUGCGGAGGAUAGAGCAGAUUGCUCAGCAGCUGUAG
Molecule: messenger RNA, 1488 nt
Organism: Puma concolor (puma)
Lineage: Eukaryota; Metazoa; Chordata; Mammalia; Carnivora; Felidae
Source: RefSeq, a predicted model, not a curated record